AGGCAGCAUCGGUCAUUGAUUGUACAUCACCACUGGCUUUAGCGUUGAGAAACCAGAUCUGCUGGACAUGGCAGGGAUCGUGGCGUGGUUCUGGAACGAGAGGUUCUGGCUUCCUCACAACGUAACCUGGGCUGACUUGAAAAAUACAGACGAGUCAACCUUUCCGCAAGCCGAGGACCUCUAUCUGGCGUGUCCUUUAGCCUUCUGCAUGUUCAUGAUCCGGCUGAUCUUCGAGAGGUUUAUUGCCAAGCCAUGUGCUCUUGGUUUGAAAAUCCAGACCAGUGGGCCACAGAAGGCUCAGCCCAAUGCCAUUCUGGAGAAGGUCUUCACUGCCAUCACCAAGCACCCUGAUGAGAAGAGGUUAGAGGGCUUGUCCAAGCAGCUGGACUGGGACGUCAGGACAAUCCAACGCUGGUUCAGGCAACGACGCAACCAGGAGAAACCCAGCACACUGGCACGCUUCUGCGAGAGCAUGUGGAGAUUCACAUUUUACCUGUAUAUAUUUACUUAUGGAGUACGAUUCCUGAAAAAGACUCCGUGGCUGUGGAACACCAGAGAGUGCUGGUACAACUACCCCUAUCAGCCAAUAACGGCGGAUUUACAUUACUACUACAUACUGGAGCUCUCCUUCUACCUGUCUCUGCUCUUCACACAGUUCACAGACAUCAGAAGAAAGGACUUCCUGCUCAUGUUUCUGCAUCAUGUGGCGACAAUCUCUCUGAUCACCUUCUCAUAUGUAAAUAACAUGGCUCGAGUGGGAACGCUCGUCAUGUGUCUGCACGAUGCAGCUGAUAUUCUACUAGAGGCAGCUAAAAUGGCCAACUACGCCAAAUGCCAGAGAUUGUGCAACGUUCUGUUCAUCAUGUUUACUCUGGUGUUCAUCAGUUCCAGAUUGGGGAUAUAUCCUGUAUGGAUUUUAAACAGCACUCUGUUUGAGAGCUGGGAAAUUGUGGGGCCGUAUCCAUCCUGGUGGGUGUUUAACCUGCUCCUCAUGCUGCUGCAGGCCCUGCACACCUUCUGGUCUUAUCUCAUAGUGCGCAUCGCCUGUAGGGCCAUUUCCAGAGGCAAGGCGGGAAAAUGGAAUCCUUUGCAUGUGUCAAAGGAUGACCGCAGUGACAUUGAGUUCAGCUCUGAUGAAGAUGAGGUUCAGCCUCCCCCACAGAAACACCACACUAAUGGGACCAACGGGGCCCACGGCACCAACGGAUACCUGUCCUUGUCUCCCUGUCCAUAUGAACACUAACUGUCCAGCUCUGGACAUUUCACUGGGUCCCAGACUGCUGAUGGAACCUGCAACACUCUGUAGUGUCAGAACAUGAACAUUGCUAGUCUAGUUCUGGAAAUUCUCAAUAAUGUGAAUGCGGUUCUGUUUUCUCCCAGAUGUUUUUCCCUUUAUGUUUUGUUUGUUUGCUUUCGUUUUGUGGUUGUUUAACAUGCAACGAUCAUUGGCACUCAGUUAUCACAGCAACUUUUAGAUUCAAGUGCAGCUCACUGUUUGAUUUUUAGCACAGUGGUUCUCAACUGGUGGGUCUGUUCUGAUUGGGUUAACACAACAGGGAAAAAACAAUGCCAAAUGCAAAUAAUAAAAUGCAACUAUCAAUAUAAUCAUACUGACAAAAGAUUUAAAGGUUGUGCAUUCAACUGCUGCAAAUUAAUGUGCAUAUCAUUUGGCAGGAUGCCAACAUGGGCAGGUUGCAUGACAUCCCCUCCCCUUACAAAAAAGCACUGUGCUGGUGCCAUGGUACAGUGAUCGUUUCAGAUAGUAACACUAACACAGAUAGAGUUAUUUGGUAUUACCGAAAUGCAUCUAUCGUUGUAUUUACAUGGUACUCCAAUAUAGAGAUAGACCGAUAUAUCGGUUUUACUUAUUAAUCAGUGCCGAUUUUUCCUUUUUGGAACUAUCAGGUAUUGGAAAAAAUCUAUUGCAAUUUUUGUUUUUAUGAGACAUUUUUUAUGUGUUCCUCUUUGGCCGGCGCUGGAGAAUUCUACUGUUAGACAGUAUUGGUUUGUACAGUGUAACAGCAGCUUAUAAAGGUGAAAUAAAAACAAUCACUGACACUGAAUCACUAAAAUCUUUCAUCAUUGGCAAAAUGCAUCCAUAUUUGUAUAUCUUAUUUGUUAUAUUUUUAUAUCAUAUUUCCUUAUCUUGUGAAUUAUAAUAAAAACCUCAUCUGAUGAUGAUUUAUAUAUACACUGGCAGCCAAAGGUUUGGAAUAAUGUACAGAUUUUGCUGUUUCAGAAGGAAAUUGGAACUUUAAUUCAUCAAAGUGGCAUUCAACUGAUCACAAAGUAUA
Xyrauchen texanus (razorback sucker) is the source of this 2294-nucleotide messenger RNA. RefSeq names its product ceramide synthase 6-like. The coding region runs from base 68 to 1243 and encodes 391 amino acids. Gene Ontology annotation, cellular component: membrane. Gene Ontology annotation, biological process: ceramide biosynthetic process. The record is from RefSeq and is a predicted model, not a curated record. The transcript is spliced from 11 exons. Lineage: Eukaryota; Metazoa; Chordata; Actinopteri; Cypriniformes; Catostomidae. Gene Ontology annotation, molecular function: sphingosine N-acyltransferase activity; DNA binding.